Molecule: messenger RNA, 1839 nt
Organism: Diatraea saccharalis (sugarcane borer)
Lineage: Eukaryota; Metazoa; Arthropoda; Insecta; Lepidoptera; Crambidae
Source: the annotation of a GenBank genome assembly
UCAAUAAAAGAAAUGUCAUAUCAGGUGUUUAUUGCGUGGUUUAAAAAAUCUUACAAUACUGGAUUUCACGUUCCUAAAAAGAUAAGUGUCUUAUCUGUACUGAUAACAAAAACAAUGAAGAAAAAACUGAAGAAGAAAAAGAAAAAUUAGAAAGACAUGUUAAAGAAAAAAAUGAAUCAUACAAGAGGUUUAAAUACCACCAAACUAUACACGGAAAAGAUAAAAGUAUAAUUUGUACAAGCUUUGAUAUGCAGAAAAUACUGAAUACACCUUAUGGGAAUUCGAUGAUGCUAUAUUACAGUCGUAAACUGUCGGUAUAUAAUUUUACGAUAUAUGAAAGCGCUACUAAGAAAGGAUACUGUAAUGUAUGGACGGAGACCGAUGCGAAUUGUGGUGCCAAUGAAAUUUGUACAUGCUUGUACAAUUACAUCAAAGAAGUAGAUGCGCGUGGUUCGGUUAAAACUUUAUUGCUGUAUUGCGAUUCCUGUUAUGGCCUAAAUAAAAAUAAACUCGUCCUUAGCAUGAUUCGAUACGCCCUAUCUCAAUGCAAGGAUAUAACUACCAUUCAAAUUAAUUAUUUGAUUCCUGGCCAUACUUACAUGCCAGUCGAUAGUGUGCAUGCGACAAUUGAGACCAAAAUUAGAAAAUCUGUCAUAUGGGCGCCCUCACAAUGGCCCACUGUAAUGGAAUUCGCACGUCAAAAUCCAGAACCAUAUAAAGUUCAAGUACUCAAGGGUAAAGAUUUCAUUGGAUUUGAAAAUGUUGUUAACGCCACAUUUAAAAAGAGUCAAAGAAUUGCAAUUUCAAAAUUAAAUAUUGCUACUUUUAAAAGACAUGAACCCGAUGUAAUGUACAUUAAAAACUCAAUGUUGCCCGACACUGAAGCUAUGCUGAUUCCAUUGCUUCCUUUAAAAGACAUAAUAUACUUAAAAGAAAAUUUAUAUCCAACACAAUUAGGCAUAGCUGUCAAAAAGUAUAAAGAUUUAAAAAAGCUUGUUGACAAUAAUAUUAUUCCUUCGAGGUUCGCUCAAGAAUACACAACAAUAAAAAUUAACAAUAAAAUAAAGGAUUGCUUGGCAGAUACAGGUGAAGAAGAUGAGACUGAAGUAAAAGAUAGCGUUGAUUGCUAAAAUAGGAAAUUUAAUAAUAGAAAGGAACAAAUAUUACGAAGGAGAACAAUUUUAAUAGAACAUGACGUGUAAGCCUGUAUGAUGAAAAAAAAAAUGAUUGAUAUUAUUUUAUUAAAACUUAGAGAAGUAUUGUUUUAUUUCAGUAGAUGUUUGUUUUCUAUAGGUGUUUAUUUUAGUUUUUGAUCUCAUUGUAACUUAAAUGUGAUUUUGUGAUUGUGAUUUUAGUUCUUUAAACGUUUUAAUAAUACCUUAAAUAAAUGUAAUUUCAUACUUACGUCGUUUUAAUUGUACUAUCCUUCCUGACUUCUUACAGUUAAGCCCAUUCAGUGUAAUUGUUUACAUAGAUAUAUUUCAUUUAAGUCAAAAUGUAGGCAAAUAAAUAUGAUAUAGAACAUAGUUACAUCAAAUUUGCUUUAAAGGAAAACUUUCAGUUUGUAGUCGUCUAUACAUUUAUCUCGUUCAUUUACAGCGUUUUUGCGUAACAGAAAAAAAAAUGUUAUUGCUGUAACCCACACACAUAUAGAUUAAAAGUAACUUCUAAAAGAUUUCAAGUAUUAGGUUUGAUAAAAAAUCUGUAAACAUAUUUAUGUUAAAAAAUUCACAUGUGUGGCUUUCAUAGUUACGGAGAUAUAUAUAUAUAUAUAUAUUUUAAAUUUCAAAGUGUUUUUAACUCUGGUGAACAUUUCGCAUUUUGGGGGUUACUACGUUU